Nilaparvata lugens (brown planthopper) is the source of this 631-nucleotide messenger RNA. RefSeq lists its product as uncharacterized. The coding region runs from base 248 to 631 and encodes 127 amino acids. The record is from RefSeq and is a predicted model, not a curated record. NCBI's taxonomy places the organism in Eukaryota, Metazoa, Arthropoda, Insecta, Hemiptera, Delphacidae. The transcript has 2 exons.
AUUUUUAUAAUAUCUCUACAUGCAAUUCACAUUUAUAUGACACUUGAUCUUCUCUUAUUCGGGGUAUCAACUUAGAUGAUUUAAUAGGCACUGAUCAUUCUGGUCCUCGUAGUGAACAGCUGAUCCUUGGAUGUUUGAGUGGCUUCUCUUUAUUCACCUGUCGCCAUUUUGAUGCCUCUUUAAGAUAUACAACGGUAAGCUGGUUUUUAAAUUGGAAGUUAUUUAUUCACUUGUUUCAUUAGUAAGAAUGGUGUUAAAAAUGGUUUCUAAAUUUGUUCUUUCUUUAUUUUCAGGUAUGCUGGUCGAAAUGAAUACUCGUCUGCGAAAUAAGUGUGUUGCCUGGUGUUUGUUUGGUACGUAUUUGUUGACAGCGCAGUACGCCCUCAUGAAUCGUGAGAUUUCUGCCAUGCGGCGCUCCACUGGGUUCGAGCUAGGAGAAUAUGUGGAAGUUCGAGAUAUUUUUAUAUCAGCCAGGUCAAGUAUUCUUUUCCAUGGUUUGCUACAAAAAUAUGAUGCAUUAUCUGAUAGAAUGCGCUUAGGUUUUCCUACUUGCGGAGUCCACUUAUUCACUAUGCAAUUUGCUAGGACUUCUCCUGUUAGCUUACCGAUGGAAAGAACAUGGUGUAUUUAG